AUGUCAUCAGAUUUGUACGCUGAGUGCAUACUAUACAAUGAGAUACUCAAAAGGAAUCCGAAGUCCAUUAAGGAGAUGUUCAGUGCAACAAAAAUAGCUGAGAUAAAGAAAUUCAUUUCAAACAAUGACGAUAUACCUGCCAUGAAAACGUGCGCUGAAACGUACCUGACCACAAGGAAACGACCAGCUCCAUUGUUUACUUCAACGCCUGCAGCUAAGAAGAGAGCAGUUGACCAUAGCGACUCUUCUGAUGACACCUCAGACGAUGAGGCCCCCAAGAAGAACGUGAUUCCUAAUGGGAUGCCUGUAAUGAACGGAUUAAAGCGUAAGGCCAAGUCCUCUGAUUCUUCAUCGUCGUCUGAUUCCGAUGCUGCUAAACCGGCUACGAAGAAGGUAAUGGCUGCGAAAGCUGUUACGAAGUCAAUGGCUUCAAAACACGAUGAUUCCUCCAGUGAUUCUGACUCGGAAGACGAAACUCCUGCAAAGAAGACUGUUUCGAAACCUGAAGCCAAGCCCGUAACCUCAGCUGCGAAGAAGGCUUCAUCUUCAUCAAGUGAUUCUGAGGACGAAGCUUCACCGAAGAAGUCACCAGCUAAACCUGCACCUAAAGUGGUACCUGCAGUGAAAAGUAAACCAGCAGAAUCCUCAAGUGACUCAGACUCGGAUAGUGAGGCAACAACCCAAGGUUUCUUGUCCACUUACUGCCGGUUUCACAAGCCUACUUUGAAACCAGUCACAAAAGUUGCUAAGCAAAUCGCAAAGAAAGAUACGUCAUCAUCAAGCGACUCGGAUUCUGACGAUGAAACUGCAGCA
Ostertagia ostertagi is the source of this 813-nucleotide messenger RNA. The record is from the annotation of a GenBank genome assembly. Lineage: Eukaryota; Metazoa; Nematoda; Chromadorea; Rhabditida; Trichostrongylidae.